This is a messenger RNA of Brassica oleracea var. oleracea, 731 nucleotides long. RefSeq lists its product as uncharacterized. The record is from RefSeq and is a predicted model, not a curated record. Lineage: Eukaryota; Viridiplantae; Streptophyta; Magnoliopsida; Brassicales; Brassicaceae. The transcript is spliced from 6 exons. The coding region runs from base 147 to 548 and encodes 133 amino acids.
GGUUUGUUUAAGCUGGCGUGCAGAGAAUACGCAGGCGGUGGACUCUUUCUCGCCGAACAACAACAGAGGAAGAAAGCAAAACUGAGUCUAAACCCUAUCGUUGUGGGUUUCUCGUGCUCUUCUUCGUCUUCUUCCUACUAAUAAAAAUGGCUGAUUCAGCGCAUGAGACAGAGAUCAGAUGCCAUCAUUGCGCAGGCCCUCUCACUAAAAACUUGGAAACCAGUGAAUGGACUGUGUCUCCCUUCAUCAGGGAUAGCUUUUCUAUGAUUGGAUCAGCUGUUGGUGGUACUGCAAGUGCAUUCAUUGGAUUUAACCAUGUUAUGCCAAUUGUACGCAAGUGGAUAAAAGGACCCAUGUGGUUACACUUUCUUGUUGGGGCACCGCCUGUUAUAGUUGUUUCAUCGGCCUGUGCUGGACUAGCAGGUGGCACCCUACCGGCACUGGCACAGCUUGCUUCAUCUUCAUACAGAGCAGCAGUUCAUUCGGCUCAGCCACCAAAGGCACAAGAGAAGAACAAAAUGCAAAAGUCUACAACAUCUCCUCUGUAAAACACACAGCACAGCUUUCCCUUUUGUUCAUUUUCUUUUCUCUCCAUCUUUUUUUCUGUCAGCCUUUCUCCAUCUUGUAUGUCAAGAAGUGAGGUUCUUGGUGUAAAUACUUCUACUUAAAACUCAGUAGUUCUAAAGAAAGCUUAAGUCGUGCCAAGGGCUUUUUAUUGUUUUGGUGUUUCA